GAACAAGCUUCCUGGAACUCAUGACCCAUGAAGUCCUGUCAACAUUCGCACCGACUGAGGGUAGCAGCAGUGAAGUAGAAGCAGAGUUGCAGGGAAUUUCCAUAUCACUCUAAGUGACUUCGGUGGCCUAUGGGACUUUGGGCCCCCUGUGACAACCAUGCUGUGUGGGAAAAUGGCACCUGGGAGAGGAAAGAGGCCUCAGGUGACACUUGCCUGCCUCCUCUUAGCCACAACAGGCUGCUUUGCUAACUUAGAUGAGGUCCCUCAGGUUACUGUCCAGCCUCCGUCCACUGUCCAGAAGCUCGGCGGCACUGUGAUCCUGGGCUGUGUGGUGGAGCCCCCCUGGAUGGACACCACCUGGCGCCUCAACGGGAAGGAGCUGAAUGGCUCUGCGGAGCCUCUGGGCAUCCUCAUCACCCGCGGGACCCUCGUCAUCACUGCCCUCAACAACCACACGGUGGGCCGGUACCAGUGUGUGGCCCGGAUGCCUGCAGGGGCUGUGGCCAGCGUGCCAGCGACGGUGACAUUAGCCAAUCUCCAGGACUUCAAGCUAGAUGUACAGCAUGUGAUUGAAGUAGACGAGGGAAACACAGCAGUCAUUGCCUGCCACCUUCCUGAGAGCCACCCGAAAGCCCAGGUCCGAUACAGUGUCAAACAAGAGUGGCUGGAAGCCUCCAGGGAUAACUACUUGAUCAUGCCAUCGGGGAACCUCCAGAUUGUGAACGCCAGCCAAGAGGACGAGGGAAUGUACAAGUGUGCUGCCUACAACCCAGUCACACAGGAAGUGAAAACCUCUGGCUCCAGUGACAGGCUGCGUGUGCGCCGCUCCACCGCCGAGGCUGCCCGCAUCAUCUACCCCCCAGAGGCCCAGACCAUCAUCGUUACCAAAGGCCAGAGUCUCAUCCUGGAGUGUGUGGCCAGUGGGAUCCCACCCCCUCGGGUCACCUGGGCCAAAGAUGGGUCCAGUGUUGCCGGCUACAACAAAACGCGCUUUCUAUUGAGCAACCUCCUCAUCGACACCACCAGCGAGGAAGAUUCAGGGACCUACCGCUGCAUGGCUGAUAAUGGGGUCGGGGAGCCAGGGGCAGCAGUCAUCCUCUACAAUGUCCAGGUGUUCGAGCCCCCAGAGGUCACCAUGGAAUUGUCUCAGUUGGUCAUUCCAUGGGGCCAAAGUGCCAAGCUGACGUGUGAGGUGCGCGGGAACCCCCCGCCUUCCGUGCUGUGGCUGAGGAAUGCUGUGCCCCUCACCUCUAGCCGGCGCCUCCGACUGACCCGUAGAGCCCUGCGUGUGGUCAGCAUGGGGCCUGAAGACGAGGGCGUCUACCAGUGCAUGGCUGAGAAUGAAGUCGGAAGUGCCCACGCUGUGGUCCAGCUGAGGACCACAAGGCCUGGCACAACUCUAAGGCCACGGCUAGAUACUGCCACACCUCCUGUGCUACCUUUCAGGCCAGGAGGCCCUGACCAGAUCCUGAGAGGGCACUUAGGUCCCCCAACAUCAGUGCAGCCGCAGUGCCCUGGAGAGAAGGGACCAGUAGCCCCUGCCGAGGCCCCUGUUAUUCUCAGCUCACCACGCACCUCCAAGACGGACUCCUACGAGCUGGUGUGGCGGCCUCGGCAUGAGGGUGGCAACCGAGCGCCGGUUCUCUACUACGUGGUGAAGCACCGCAAGCAGGUCACAAACUCCUCUGAUGAUUGGACCAUCUCUGGCAUUCCCGCCAGCCAGCACCGCCUGACCUUCACCAGGCUCGACCCUGGGAGCUUGUAUGAAGUGGAGAUGGCUGCUUACAAUUGUGCGGGUGAAGGCCAAACAGCUAUGGUCACCUUCCGAACUGGACGCAGGCCCAAACCUGAAAUCAAAGCCAGCAAGGAGCAGCAGGUCCAGAGAGAUGACCCUGGGGCCAGCCCCCAGAGCAGCAGCCAGCCGGACCACAGCCGCCUCUCCCCUCCGGAAGCUCCAGACAGGCCCACUAUCUCCAUGGCCUCCGAGACAUCAGUGUACGUGACCUGGAUUCCCCGGGGGAAUGGUGGCUUCCCCAUCCAGUCCUUUCGUGUGGAGUACAAGAAGCUAAAGAAAGUGGGGGACUGGAUUCUGGCCACUAGUGCCAUCCCCCCUUCCCGGCUCUCAGUGGAGAUCACAGGCCUAGAGAAAGGCACCUCCUACAAGUUCCGAGUCCGAGCCCUGAACAUGCUGGGGGAGAGCGAGCCCAGCGCCCCCUCCCGGCCGUACGUGGUGUCAGGCUACAGUGGCCGUGUGUAUGAGAGGCCGGUGGCAGGCCCCUACAUCACCUUCACCGAUGCGGUCAAUGAGACCACCAUCAUGCUCAAGUGGAUGUACAUUCCAGCAAGUAACAACAACACCCCAAUCCAUGGCUUUUAUAUCUACUAUCGACCUACAGACAGUGACAAUGACAGUGACUACAAGAAAGAUAUGGUGGAAGGGGACAGAUACUGGCACUCCAUAAGCCACCUGCAGCCAGAGACCUCCUAUGACAUUAAGAUGCAGUGCUUCAAUGAGGGUGGGGAGAGCGAGUUCAGCAACGUGAUGAUCUGUGAAACCAAAGCUCGGAAGUCAUCUGGACAGCCUGGUCGAUUCCCACCUCCGACUCUGGCCCCACCGCAGCCACCACCCCCUGAAACCAUAGAGCGGCCGAUGGGGACUGGGGCCAUGGUGGCCCGCUCCAGCGACCUGCCCUACCUGAUCGUGGGGGUCGUCCUGGGCUCUAUCGUCCUUCUCAUCGUUGCCUUUAUCCCUUUCUGCUUGUGGAGGGCCUGGUCUAAGCAAAAACAUACAACAGACCUGGCUUUUCCUCAAAGCGCCCUUCUGCCAUCAUCCUGCCAGUACACAAUGGUACCACUGGGAGGACUCCCAGGCCAUCGAGCCAGUGGCCAGCCCUACCUCAGUGGUGCUGGUGGGCGCCCCUGCGCCAGUGGGGUGGUGCAUGUGAACAGGGGCUGUCCAGCAGCUACCAUCGGCUACCCAGGCAUGAAGCCUCAGCAACACUACUCAGGGGAGUGUCAGCAGCGGGAUGAUGCCAACAGCCAGCUGAGGUGGACCGUUCUUGGGGAUGGAUAUGACCCCCCGAGUCACCAGAUUCCCAGAGGCCUCAAGUCUAACCUGGAUGAGAGCGCCGCCUUGUACACGCUGCCCGGGGACUCCACGCAGCAGCUGCUCCGGCUGCACCAGGACUGCCUCCGCCGCCAGGAGCAAUCCACGGCUGCCAGCCAGUCCGGCACGAGAAGCGUACCCCAGAGUUCUGGGCUGGAAGCGACGUGGGACCCUCUCUUCCACCCAGGACCCCCUUGCUGCUUGGGCCUGGUGCCAGUUGAAGAGGUGGACAGUGUGGACUCCUGCCCCAUGGGUGGAGCAGACUGGUGUCCCCAGCACCCCCCCGAGGCCUGUGUUGGGCAGGAACUCGGGAAGCGGCUGUCCCCCAGCCCUCCGGUGCACGUGUCUUUUGAAACACCACCUCCCACAAUUUAGACAGAAGUCAGUGUCCCAGAAAGACUAUAUAUAAUUUUAAAAAAGAGACAGAAAAUUGGUAUUUAUUUUUCUAUAAUAGCCAUAUUUAUAUAUUUAUGCACUUGUAAAUAAAUGUAUAUGUUUUUUUAUAAUUCUGGAGAGAGCAAGGGAAUCCUACCCAUAGGGGUAUGAGAAGGAAAACAAGCCGCUGCCGAGCAUGAGUCAAGAAAGAGGAACAGCUCUUCACGCCACAUUCCUGCCACUGCCUGGGAGGCCCACAGUUUAGCCGCUAUGACCAUACGUGACCGGCUGGAGAUGCCCAAGCACGGAGCUGCUGCUACAGGAGACGCCGGUGAGGAGAGACUCUGUUGUGUACUCUAAGCAUUAUUAAGUACUAUAAGCAUUAACAGACCUUCCAGAAUCAAUAAUCCGUGGCAACAUAUCGCUGUAAAAACAAACACUGUAACUUCUAAAUAAAUGUUUAGUCUUCCCUGUAACCUUCAACUUA
This is a messenger RNA of Condylura cristata (star-nosed mole), 3968 nucleotides long. RefSeq names its product BOC cell adhesion associated, oncogene regulated (gene BOC). Gene Ontology annotation, cellular component: plasma membrane; axon. The record is from RefSeq and is a predicted model, not a curated record. Gene Ontology annotation, biological process: axon guidance; cell-cell adhesion; nervous system development. Gene Ontology annotation, molecular function: protein binding. The transcript is spliced from 19 exons. The coding region runs from base 158 to 3481 and encodes 1107 amino acids. Lineage: Eukaryota; Metazoa; Chordata; Mammalia; Eulipotyphla; Talpidae.